Penicillium riverlandense is the source of this 666-nucleotide messenger RNA. RefSeq lists its product as uncharacterized. The transcript has a single exon. The record is from RefSeq and is a predicted model, not a curated record. Lineage: Eukaryota; Fungi; Ascomycota; Eurotiomycetes; Eurotiales; Aspergillaceae. Bases 1 to 666 code for a protein of 221 amino acids.
AUGUCCUUCAGUCAAUCUCUUCGCCGUAACCAGGGUACACCCCUGUUCCAUCUUCGCAACUUUUCACCCAGGGACCUGCAUCGUGUUAACCUCCCAGCACAGCGUACCCUCCGCAAUGCAUACAGCAUUGCACAUAGCACACGCCGAACAAAUGGCACCCAAAAACCCACUCAAUCAUCGGCAUCUCUCCACUCGACCCGCUCAUCACCAAGAUCCCAAAUUCACGCAGCUUCGCAGCCAGCAUUAGCAUCCACUGUCCGCACCUUCUCGCUAAACGCGACGAGCGGCAAAUCCCCAGCGGACCUCCUCGUCGAAGAGCUCCAGGAGCUGUACGAGGUAGCCAAGGACGAAUUCGAGAUCGCGACCGAUAGCACAGAGGCAGGAACUAUCUACGCAGCGUCGGACCGCGAGUCGGCACGCGAUGCGCUCCGCCAGCUCACGGCUGUGUAUAACCUGUACACCACUGGUGAUACGCAAGAACAUGUGACGGAUGGACAGGCGAAUGCGGAGGGAGGCGGGGAGGGAGGCCCGCCUAUUGAGACGAUGCAUGAUCCUGCGGAGGUUUCGCAGGCUGUCAGGGAUGAGGUGAAGAAGAGGGUUGCGCAGCGGGUUAGGGAGUUGGUUAAUGCUGUGGAGGUGUUGGAGGAAAAGGCGAAGGCGGAUUGA